This is a messenger RNA of Phycomyces blakesleeanus NRRL 1555(-), 1068 nucleotides long. RefSeq lists its product as hypothetical. Lineage: Eukaryota; Fungi; Mucoromycota; Mucoromycetes; Mucorales; Phycomycetaceae. The record is from RefSeq and is a predicted model, not a curated record. Bases 1 to 1068 code for a protein of 355 amino acids. The transcript is spliced from 2 exons.
AUGUCUCUUAUUUUUGUCAUUAAUAAUGAGUUGAUAUAUCUUGUUCACUAUGUCAUUGACUACAUUGAGCUUACCGUCCCUAUUAUGGACUCCACUGCUUUGUUACAUAAUCCUGCCAAUGGUACUGCCGCGUCCUCCUGGAGUUCGUUUGCUGCUCACAAUGGUGCGUCCUCUCUCUCUGCUGGUUUCCACAAGGGAAAGAAAAGGUCUUUCUCUCGCGAGCGUGGUUCUCAGUCUCCCAAGAAGUCAUGGGACUUCAAGAAGGCGAUGAAGGAUAGCAUCUGUUUCUCAUGCAAGGCUCCCUGGGUUAAGGGACACUCCUGUCCGGAACGGGAGAAGUACUUGACAAAGGUGUCAAGGAUGGCAGUCUGCUUCUCUGCUGGUAGACCAGCAAGAGCUUCCACUAUGGUUGAGGGGAGUUCCUCGUUGUCUUGGUCAGAGUACCAAGACAACACUAGUGCUCUGGCCAAGAUGGCAUUAGAUUGUAAGUACAAUCUUAAAGACAUGGCUAUUAAAAGAGAUUUUAAGAACAUGAGCACUAAUAUUACCUUUCCUAUUUUGGCAAAUAAUUCUAUUAGAAUCAUCUUCUUGUUGGACUGUGGGGCCACGUUCAGUUCGGUGGACAAGAAUUUUUGCUUGAAGAAUGGAAUAGCCAUUAGUUAUAUCAAUCACAUUAAUAAAGAUUUGUUGAACAAAAACAAUGUUCAUAAGUAUUUUAUUCGUUUGGCUGAUAGCAAUACCCAGAUUAAAAGAAUCGGUGCUUGUGUGAUCAGUGUAACUUGCAAUAGUAAGACUAUUCAACGCGAGUUUGAAGUGAUGAAUUUAACUAAUAGUCAUGAGUAUGAUUUCAGUAUUGGUACUGAUUAUAUGUCUUCUCUUGGUAUUGGUAUUUAUGGUUUACCUUUAUCAUAUGAUGAUGCUGAUUCAAGUGAGAAACGUAGAGAAGCCGAUAGACGCUUCAAUAAUAAGAGUGAUCUUUUUGAAUCCAUUGCAAGAGAAAAUGAACAAAAGGAAAAUAAUCCGGCUGUAGGUCCCAAACAGUUUGAGGAUGCUAUGGAUUAUAUUUGA